Molecule: messenger RNA, 3255 nt
Organism: Biomphalaria glabrata
Lineage: Eukaryota; Metazoa; Mollusca; Gastropoda; Planorbidae
Product: dehydrogenase/reductase SDR family member 7-like
Exons: 9
Coding region: 1-1032 (343 amino acids)
Molecular function (GO): oxidoreductase activity
Source: RefSeq, a predicted model, not a curated record
AUGAAAUUUCCAUACAUGUCAACUUUGACCUUCAGCUAUGCUUUAUUUUAUGAGGGAAAACGAAAUGACCUAAGAUUUCUUUUUAAGAUGUUAGAAUUUAUUGGGUUGGCUUGCACCUCUCUAUGCCCAGUAUGUAUUGGGAUCAUCAUUGUGACAAGUCUGAUAGUUAUUCUGGCUGAUGCAAAUCUAAUGCUAAUUGUAAAAUCUAAAUGUGGAAAGAAAAUUGAAUGUUUGUCUGGUAAAGUUGUAUGGAUCACAGGAGCAUCCAGUGGUAUUGGGGAACAUAUUGCUUACCAGUUGGCGUCUGUUGGGUGUAAGCUGGUUUUGUCUGCCAGAAGAAAGGAAGAACUAGAAAGAGUCAAACAAACUUGUUUAAAGUUAGGUAGAAGUCAUCUACAAGAUGAAGAUGUUCUUGUUCUGCCAAUGGAUGUUCUUGACUUUGACUAUCACAAGAAAGCAGUUCAAUCAGUCUUAGACCAUUUCAAAAAAAUUGACAUUCUUGUCAAUAAUGCUGGGAAGUCUCAAAGGGCAGUUUGGUCAGAAGUUCAGCUGGACGUGGACCGUGAAAUCUUUGAGAUCAAUGUCCUUGGACCAGUAUCACUAACCCAGGCUGUGCUGCCACAUAUGAUGGAACGUAAGCAAGGGCAUCUGGUAGUUAUGAGCAGCUUAGCUGGUAUUUUAGGGGUUCCAGGGUCAAGGUCAUACUGUGGUAGUAAGCAUGCAGUUCAUGGUUACUUUGACAGCCUGCGCACAGAACUGGGUAAUAAUAUUGACAUAACUUUGAUCUGCCCUGGCCCAGUCUUUUCAAAUUUAUUUCAACAUGCGGCCACAGGCAAACAAGGAGAAUUAGUUGGUCGAAAUAUGGAAAAUUCUGAGAAAAGAAUGAGCACUGAGAGGUGUGCCUACCUGUCUUGUGUGGCCAUUGCCAACAGGAUGUAUGAGGUGUGGGUCAGUCAGAACCCCAUCUUGUUUAUGACCUACAUAACUAUUUUCCUGCCUGAUGUUGGAAAGUGUUUUUCAGAUGUUCUGUAAGAAGAUUAUUACACCCUAGCCCAAGCCUCCUGCAGGGCAGCAGAGGAUGGCAACAUGCAGAGUUUGAACCUGGGACCAUUGUGAUGACAGUUUGGUGCACCUACCACAUGACCAUGCAGCCAUCUUUUGUAAUUUAUAUUGAACUGUUUACCAAAAACAAAAAAGAAAACAAGAUCUGUUAUACAGCACUCAUUAAAACAAUAAUAGCCACAAUGGGUUAUCAUUGAAACAGUAAUAGUUAUUAUGAGCUAUCUAAUGUAAUGUGUUUACUAUUUCCUUUCAAUCUCUCUAGGCUGGCUAGUAAAAUAGGUGCAAAGCAAUUUCUCAAAAUGAGAGAAGGAAAAUAACUGGAACUACAUGAAUAACUAACAUACAUAACUAUUUUUAACUAUCAGUAUUUUGUUUCAAGAAUUGAAUUAGUUAUACAAAGUCUAUUAAAUUGAUUGUUAUUUGAUUCAAACUUUAAUUACAAAUAUUUUUUGUUUUUAAAUCUCUUUGGCAUUUUCUUAUGUUUUAGAUUUUCCUCUCAUAGUUACAAAAACAAAAUUAUGUUCUUUUUUUUUUUUCUUAACUUCAUACAAAUGAAUUCACUAACUUUAUAUAAAAAUAGUUAUACAUUUUUUUUUUUAAUUUUAAAAGAUACAGAAAAUAUUAAAACAGAAACAUUUACUCCAGUCUUUUGUCUCCGAAAAUAAUUGCAGAUUAUUUCUGAUUAUGCAUGAUUGCUAUUUGACAUUGAGACUUAUUUUUUUAUUAUCAAAAAAAGUCAUGAUAUGAGGUGUUGGAUAUGUCUUAUUUUAAUGUUGGAUUUUUAAAUAAUUUUGCUUAUAAAUUUUCUUUGAUUUGCAUGUAGGUCUAGGAUAAUGGUCCAUUGUAUAAUUAAUCAUAUGUGAAGUAGGCCUCUUACAUAAUAUUAUCAUUGAAAAUAGUCAUUAUUAAAUGUUUAAUGAUAACUUUUUAAUUAUAUAAAGUUUAUUUAAACUCUUUGGUGUAAAACUACCAGUCAGUGUUUUAAUUAGUAUUUUCUAUCAAUUGAAAAGUCAUUAGUACUACAGUAUUAUUACAUACUUUUUUUUAUUUUAGAUGCAAAUUGUAAGAUAUGGUUUAUUUGUAUAUAUUUCUUUUUCAAAGCUAUCAACUCACUCCGUCUGUUGGAUUCAAAUAUUGUACACAUUUGUAUGCUAUACACAUGCUUAAGUUAAUUUUUUAUGUUUGCAUUUGCUCCUUGUUGCUGUUUUGGUUAAUUAAUUGCCUUGGUUUUUAUGAAGCCUAAGAACUUCCUAAUCACAAUUUUUGUGUAACCAAAGAACUUUGUUGUCAUUAUGAAGUAGUGCGCAUAGCACAGCAAUAUUUUUCAGAUCCAUUAUUAAAAUUACUUUUUAUUAUUGUAAAUGCCAAUCUGUCAACAAAAAGUAAAUGUAUACAGUAUCACAGGGGAAACAAAGCAUGUAAGACCCCUAAAUAAUUACAUGCUCUACCAUUUUGGAAAGCCACUCUACCCUUUUAGCUGUCAUACACUUCAGAUUUUAGAUUAUCAUUUUUUUUAUGUGUAAAGAAUUUUUUUUAAUUAUAAAUUUCUGUUGAUAUAUCUUACUUUAGUAUCUCGUUUAUUAUUAGUCAAUCAGAAAAAAAAGUUUUACAUGUGAAAGAAAUAGUCACUUUUUAAAGGGUUAUUUUAGCUAUGGUUAAGAUUUUGUUAAUAUUUUCCUAGUUCACUUGGUCACCUACCUCUAUGCCCCCUGUCCUAUUAUUCAGGACUACAGAAAAUUGUAUAAAUUGUGAAAAUUAAAUUUUGCCAUCCCAAUGCCUAAGCCUGUCUAUUAUUUUACACACAAAUAAUGUGUAUUUAAGUACCUUAUUUUAAGAAUAACAAAAGUACAUUAUUUUAUCUUUUUUUUUUUCUAUUUAACUAUUUUUUUUAAAUAUUUGUGUGUGUUUGUUGAUUAUGAAUGAAUGAAUUAUGAAUAUUUAUGCAAAUUGUAUUAACUUAGUAAAAGGAAAACUAAAAAAAAUAUAUUUCAACCAGAUCAGAUAAACUAGAGGGUCGUGUUUUUAAACUCACAAAAUUGAUUGGAAACCCAUUUUGUAUUUCGUUUUGGUUAUCCUUUACACAGAUUUGUGUUUAUCUCUGUGUGUGUGUGUGGAUUUUUUAAACUGCUUCCCAUUUUAUUGUUGGUAUUGAUCCAUAAUGCCUAAAAAAAAAUAAUAAACAAAUAAUCUGAA